AUGGCCACUCCGCAGUCGACAACGUCGUACGAGGGCUCCGGCUCCAAGAAGCUGGAGCAAAUCACCUUCCGAUUCUGCUCGGAAUGCUCCAACAUGCUGUACCCCAAGGAGGAUGAAGACGCCCACAAGCUGCAGUUUACCUGCCGAACCUGCCAAUACACCGAGGCAGCCCAGUCGACCUGUGUCUUCCGCAACGUCCUGAACAAUUCGGCCGGCGAGACGGCCGGCGUGACCCAGGACGUUGGAUCUGACCCGACGCUUCCUCGGUCGAACAAGACGUGCCCCAGAUGCAACCACGAAGAAGCGGUGUUUUUUCAGUCUCAGGAGCGAAGUGCCGAAACUGGCAUGAAACUGUUUUACGUCUGCUGCGAAUGCGGUUUUAUUUUCGGCUAG
Molecule: messenger RNA, 393 nt
Organism: Ustilaginoidea virens
Lineage: Eukaryota; Fungi; Ascomycota; Sordariomycetes; Hypocreales; Clavicipitaceae
Exons: 3
Coding region: 1-393 (130 amino acids)
Biological process (GO): transcription-coupled nucleotide-excision repair; DNA-templated transcription; transcription initiation at RNA polymerase II promoter
Cellular component (GO): RNA polymerase II, core complex
Molecular function (GO): DNA-directed RNA polymerase activity; nucleic acid binding; zinc ion binding
Source: RefSeq, a predicted model, not a curated record